CGUCCGUGUACGUGACAUGGAUGAUGAUGCUAUAUAGCGUUCCCCCCCAGGCCCACCAGCGCAGUUGAAGUUGGCCGUUCCCACAAACCGCUCUCGGGCCCGAAACCUGCUUCACUCUAUAAUCUGUCUUCCGCGUCGAGGGCACACAGCUGUUGACUCAUCCGCGUCAUUUCUAAUCCGAAUCCCCCCGCCGCCACCUGUCAGCGAGCGCCGUCCAGCUGGGAAGAUCGGCACUUAUUCUUUGUGCAAACACCGACGGCGGCCGAUCUCGACAGGGAUCAGGCGCAUCCUCCAACCUCGCGCCCACCAGCGCCGCAAAGAAAGGCCUAAAUCCGCGCGCCCCUCCCUGCCGGACACUCCCUCCCUCCCCCAAUGCCUCAAUUCCCACGUCGCCAUGUCUGACGAGAUCCUGCACACGGCGGCCGCCAGCGACCGCGUCCAGAAGCCGAACGGCAGCAUCAGCGGGGCUUCUGGCGCGCCAACGCCGAACCCGCGCUCCUGCGUGACGUGCCGCCGGAGGAAGGUCAAAUGCGACAAGAAGCAGCCAUGCUCGAAUUGCGCGCGCGCUAAGAUCGAGUGCGUGUUCCCCGGGCCCGGGCGCGCGCCGCGGAAGAGCAGGAAGCCGCCGGAUGGAGAGCUCAUGGACAGGUUGCGGCGGCUGGAGGGCGUGGUGCAGAGCCUGAAUGCGCAGGUCGAGGAACACGAGCAGGAGGCUGCCGACCGGAAUGCGAGUCGGCAGGAGAGUGGCGCUGCGAGCGACUGCCCGUACAGCAAGGAGCCCAGCGUGGCCGUCGACACCAGCGUGGAGGGGCUCGAGAAUCGGUUUGGCCGGCUGGUGGUCGACCAGGGCCGCAGCCGCUAUAUCAACAACAGCUUCUGGGCGAGCUUGAACAACGAGGUCGAAGACCUCAAAGCCAUCCUCAUCGAGCCCUCCGACGACGAAGGCGACUCCCACGCCUCACCCGAUUCGAGCUAUUCCUCGCAGCACCAGGGCUUCCUGUUCGGCUACAGCUCCACCAAUGUUGACAUGCUGUCUCUGCAUCCCACGCCCGAGCACGGCCGCCAGUUUUGGGAAAUAUACAAGGAGAAUGUGGAUCCGCUCGUCAAGGUGCUGCAUAUUCCGUCCUUCGAACCCAUAUUCCUCAACGCCGUAUCACAUCCCGACAAGGUGGCCAAAUCCCUCGAGCCGCUCAUCUUCGCCAUAUAUUACGGGGCCGUAACGAGCAUAAUGCCCCAAGAGUGCGUAGAUAAGUGGGGCGAGGAGCGAGCCGCGCUGCUGCACAAGUAUCGCUUUGGGCUGGAGCAAGGGCUUGCAAGAGCCAACUUCCUCUUCUGCGACGAAAUGGUCAUUCUGCAGGCUUUUGUCGUCUUCCUCAUUUUGCUGCGACGGAACGAUGACGCGAGGAAGAUCUGGACGCUCACCGGCCUCGCUGUGCGGAUUGCGCAGACGCUGGGCAUACACAGGGACGGCAGCCAUUUCAACCUUUCGCCUUUUGAGAUCGAGAUGCGCAGGCGGCUAUGGUGGCAGGUCUGCAUCUUAGACGCAAGGGCGUCUGAGGAUCAUGGCUGUGAUCCCACUAUCGUCGAGGCCCAGUUCGACACUAAAAUGCCCCUGAACGUCUAUGAUACCGACCUUGACCCCAACAUGACAGAGUUCCCCGAAGAACGCCAAGGCUUCACCGACAUGACAUUUUGCCUCAUUCGAUUCGAAGUAACCAACAUCUUCCGCCGCAUCCUGUACAUCCCGCCGGGGCCGAGCCGGUGCAGUGAAUUCUUUGCCGCGCUUACCAUUCCCGAAAAGGAGAAAUGGAUCAGCGAGUGUCAUCAGCGCCUGGAGGACAAGUACCUAAAGAACUGCGACAUGUCAGUGCCGCUGUACUGGGUGACGGCGACAAUAUCGCGCUUGGUCAUGAGCAAGAUGUGGUUGGUUGUGUAUCAUCCACAUCAGCGCAAGGAUGGCGGCGCGUCGCUUCCGCAAGAAACGAAGGAUAAACUUUUCAUUACGUCUCUCGAAAAUAUCGAGUACUCCAUUCUAUUGGAAACGGAGGCCCGCACCCAGAAAUGGGGCUGGCUCUUCCGCACUUACGUCCAAUGGCACGCCAUCGCCUUCCUGCUCUCUGAACUUUGUGUACGAACCAAAGGCGAAGCCGUCGACCGGGCAUGGCGGGCACUCGAAGCCACUGCCGGUCGAUGGUGGUUUCCACUCGGCGAAUCCUCACCUUAUCGCAAGGGCAAGGCAGGCUGCCUCUGGAAGCCCCUCCGAAAGCUGAUGGCCAAGGCCAGGGCCGCGCGAGAACGGGAGCUAGCCCUCGAACGCGCAAGCCAGGCCAUCAAGAAUAAGGGCAUUUACUACUCCGAUUUCCCCCACAUGAUGGAUCAACUACCGACAGAUCCGCCCCCAGCGAACCAACCGAGUCCGGAGAACCUGGACAAGAUGCUGCGCCCAUCAGCGCCCAGGCUGGGCGAGAUGCCUAUUGCGAAGCCUCCCAGUUGGGCUGGAAGCCCUGCGCUGGGUAACAUAGACUUCUCACUGCCUAGCGGCGUCAGCACGGUACCUGUGAUCACUGAAAACGACCAUGGUCAUAGUCCACUCCCAGGGACGAAUAGUGCCAAAGAUCCAAACGCUGUGCAGAACUUUCAGAGCCUCAGCGAGCACGGCCUCGACUACCUGAUUCGCGACGUCAUGGGCGACGUUGCAUUUGACGGGUCAUCUAUUCACGACGCUCAUGACGAAGGACAUGCAUAUGCCGGUGCCCCACCCAACCCUCGCAGCAUCAAUAGAAUCACCAACGGCACUUUGGCGCUAACCCAAGGCGCCUUCACGCAAGAGCCGAACGCAUUCACGAACAGCGACUCUUUCAACAACAGUCCGGCGGGUAUGGGUAGCAGUGGCCAGAGCUCGAACUCGCCCGUACUGGACGGGGAGAAUAUGGACUGGACGGGUUGGGAUGAUUUGGUGAGCCAAUAUGGGAUGGAAGGGCCGCAGCAGGUGCCGACGGCGAACGGGGCGGGGCACUUGGGAAUGGUGCAUUGGUUUUAAGAGGGGCGUCUCUGACGAAUACUUGGAUCCUGGUGAGAGCAAGGAGGAAUAGCCCCCCAAGACGGAUCGUCGCUCCUAGCUUGUCUGGAGGUGUAAGAUAUGGGCACACGGGGUUGAUGGGGUAAGGGCUUACGAUGACGGCGUUAUGGGAUACCCCCACUUUAGUAUGCCUUUUGGGGCAUAUGAUAUACCCGUGGCGCAGGAUGGAUUGCGUCUUGUUGGAAAAGGUCGGGGGGUAUGAGAUGAUGUGAUGUACUUGUAGACUGAAAAAAAAAUAUCUCCGUCUUGCAUCAGCGCUCAGGCAUCCAGGCCUUGCG
This is a messenger RNA of Trematosphaeria pertusa, 3357 nucleotides long. RefSeq lists its product as uncharacterized. Gene Ontology annotation, molecular function: DNA binding; DNA-binding transcription factor activity, RNA polymerase II-specific; zinc ion binding. The record is from RefSeq and is a predicted model, not a curated record. The transcript has 4 exons. Gene Ontology annotation, biological process: regulation of DNA-templated transcription; DNA-templated transcription. The coding region runs from base 395 to 3040 and encodes 881 amino acids. Lineage: Eukaryota; Fungi; Ascomycota; Dothideomycetes; Pleosporales; Trematosphaeriaceae.